AUGGCUAUUGGAGUGAACUUCUCUUUGAAUAACUGUUCUGCUUCUAUUGAGAUCCUGGCUGGGUCCAAUUAUAAGAAAUGGAAGCAAGACUUUGAGUUUUCAUUAGGGAUUGCUGACGUUGAUGUUGCGUUGCUUGAGACCAAACCUGUCGUUUAUGAAAAGGAGAAAUUAGCUAAGUGGGAGAGGUCAAACCGCCUCAGUCUGUAUGCUAUCAAGAGGACUAUUUCUGAACAUUUGAUUAGUGGAUUUCCUGAAAAGGAUAAUGCCAAAGAUCUUCUUACUGCUAUAGGAGAAAGGUUCCAGGUAUCUGAUAACGCUGAAUCUGGAUGUUUAAUGAAACAACUUACUGACAUGAAAUAUGAUAACACUGGGCGUGUAAGGGAGUUCAUUUUGAUGAUGGUUCAUGUCCAAACCAAACUGAAAACCCAAAGCAUUGACCUGAAUGAUAAUUACAUUGUUUGCCAUGCCUUAAACAACCUACCUCCUGAUUUCACAUAA
Lotus japonicus is the source of this 498-nucleotide messenger RNA. RefSeq lists its product as uncharacterized. Bases 1 to 498 code for a protein of 165 amino acids. The record is from RefSeq and is a predicted model, not a curated record. NCBI's taxonomy places the organism in Eukaryota, Viridiplantae, Streptophyta, Magnoliopsida, Fabales, Fabaceae. The transcript is spliced from 2 exons.